CUCGUGCCAGCCGUUGUCCACGUCGGACGCCUUUCUCCCUAGUAGUCUAGCUUUGCCCCGUGAACCGUCGCCGGAGCUUUCGCGGAAGUAAUUUAAAGUGAUCGAACGGAAUUUGCGCGUGCUGCUCUUCUUCUUGCGUGGAAUAAUCUAAUUUAAAGCUCGCGGCGAUUGUUUUGCUCAAUUUCGAGCGGGCGCGCGCUCGUGAGCGCGAUUUGUAUUGGUUUCGCGUGUUUAGUGUCUGAGGUGGGUAACGUGUACGUUUUUUGAAGAAAGAAAAAAUACUGAAUCAACACAAGUGGUAGCAGUGGUGGUGGUGGUGGUGGUGAUCAGCAUAGUUUUCACCAGCGCAAUUAUCGAAGCUAAUUUUUUUUUGUACGAAAAAAACGUGAUUAUCUCUCGGGUUGGUCUGAGCCGUUUGCAAGAUCAUUUAGCAAUACCUACGUGGGUCUGUAUCGGGUUGUUGUGGAUCUGCAGUGGAUUGCAGCGCAGCGUUUGCUGACGUGAAGUAUGUUGCAACACUGCAUUGGUCUGGUGCAGCAGUGCAGUAUUGAGAAAGCAUUGACCAGCUAGACUAAGCUAGCGCCGAAGCAACUAGUGGUGAAAGUUAGUGCGAUAGAGAGAGACGAAGAUACGUGUCCAAAACCGGAAACCUUGCAAGUGUCUUAGUGUUGAUCGUGAAAGCCCUCUAGGUCUCUUCCGUAAGUGCUCACGGCUAAAGGUCGAAUCGAAGUGCUCGAACCCAUCAAUCAGUGACCCUCACAGCAAAAAAAAACAGAGAAGCAGAACUGUAGGACGUGACGGCAAGUCACAGAAUCCAUCUCGUCAAAGCAGAAGGUGAACCAAAAGGUCACUGCCAAAACCCGCGCAAAACCACCGAAACCCAAACAAACAACGCAGCAGCAGCAGCCGUAGUCGGAUAGACAACAUGUGCCGCAUUCCAGCAGUGUGAUGGUGUUCAGUAGCAGCAGAGGAAGUGGCAUCAGCAGCAGUGAUGAUAGUCUGGUCGUGCCAAAUGCAGUCAAGUUUAGAUUUCAAGAAAUUAGGUGAUAAUUAUCAGGUUAAGCUACGCAACUGUGAUAGUCGAGGCGAACCUCGGGCUCAAUUUUGGACAGUUUUGUGUAAAUGGGUGUAGUUUUACGGUGAACAGUGUACAGAGCAGGCCUAAAGCCAACAAAAAACGUGAAACUAGUGACUUUGAGUUGUAGUUAGUUUAGGGUGUAAACCACGACAGUCAGCGAAACGCCGCAGAGGUUGGCGACCACUUUCGCCUUCAUUACGACACACCUUCGGCAGUGCGACCCCAGCGACCGCCGGUUGGGGGGCCCGGAGAAAGCACCAUGAAGCUAUCGAAGCAUGUCGACUGGCUGCAGAUACGGGCUCUGCUCAGAAAGGACUACCUGGCACGGAUACGGCAACCGUGGAUGACCAUCGUCCAGUACGUGUGGCCCUGUCUGAUCUUCCUCUCGCUGUACGUCCUCCGCAACCGCUUCCAAGCGAAACAGAUCGGCGAGUGUCAGUUCCCGACGCGCCAACUCCAGAGCAACGGAAUCCUCCCCUUUUUCCAGUCGUACGUGUGCACCAUCGAGAACGACUGCAGCGAUCCGAAAAAGUUCGAAGAGACUACGGACUUUGCGGUGGCACCAGUGACGCCGUUGCUGAACAUUGUUCAGAUCUUUCUGGACACACCGGCGUUGUACGAUUCGGUGACUAAGCUGCCCAAGGAUAAGAACUUUAUCGGAACGGUUACCACGAUCGUGACCAAUGGGCGGUUUAAGGAGAUCGAGGGAAACGCCGAUAAGCUGGUCCGGAUGGUACCGGAGAUCCAGAAGAUGGUCGGUGAUGACUUCAACAUUGAGAACUUGUUUGCCGACGAUCGGACGUUUUCAAACUCGGGCAAGAUCUUGUGCGGCAAGCCGUUUCCACGGAGUGAUAAUAUUCGGUUCAUUAACAACGUGCUGUACUCGCAUGACUUUAAUGGAGCCGAUCCGGAUGAGAUAGCGGUAAUGCCAACAGCUUACUGCAAGCAGCUGUAUCGGGAUGUGACGAACACGAACAACGGCAAGAUCACCUGGAAGCAGCUGAAGCCGAUUCUGCAGGGGAAGAUUCUGUACGGACCGCCAAGUGAACGCAACGAUGAGAUCAUCAAGUUUGCCAACCAAACCUUCGUAGACAUGGGACGCCUGCGGGACUUCUUCAAGGCGCUCAACACAACGGUUCGUCUACUACACACGGAUGCAUCAUUCCGGGACAGCUUCGAGGGGCUGAUCGAGCUGGCCAAAUCUCCGCUGGUGCAGAUGAUCGCCGGUGGUAACGUCAACAUCGACCUGAUCGAGUCCAUGCUGAACGGGAUUCUGAACGACGAAACCGUUGCGAAGACUCUGGAAACGAUCGCCAGCAUUUUUGAGUGUUUCUCAUCCGAUCGGUUCAUUGCCGUGCCAUCGGAAGCCGCGUUGGAAGAUGAGGCGUUUAAGCUGAACCAAAAGAAGCUGUUUUUCGCUGGGUUGGUGUUUGAAAACUCGACGACGCCCGGGGAGAUUCCGUACAAGAUUCGGAUGCGCACGGACGAUACUCCGGUGACGGUAGAGAAUCGGAAUCGGUUCUGGUUCCCUGGUCCGGAGGCUAGCUUCGAGCUGGACAUGAGGUAUCAUCGGGGGUUCGUCGAGAUUCAGCACGCUGUAGAUGUUGGGAUCAUCAAGUUUAUGAAGCAGGAGAAAAUUAAGGGGGAAAAUGUAGCUGUUCAGGAUACGCCUAGUAGCUCGGGUUUGGGGUUAGGUUUUGGAGACGAUUUCGGUAGCAGUGAAGAUGAGGAGGAGGAAGAUGAAACAACAACAGCAGCGGGCAGCACUACCGAGAAUCUGGACUCGUUGUACUCGGAUUUGAGCAAGAAAAUCAACAUAUCUUCAUCGGAUCUCAACCGGUUUAGUAACAAGUCAUCUCUGGAUGACUAUCUGGACUUUAAGGAUGACGAGGAGGAGAUUGAGUUGGACGAAGAAGAUCCGCUUACUCUUAAUAGUACCUCAACGACAUCGGCCCCAAGUCGUCGCAAACGUGCCCCGCAGUUUAGUUUGCUGGAUCUGUUCCUGGGAGGGGGAUCCAAGAAGAAGACUGAUGAAGUAACGUACAACGUGGCCAAAGAGAAAUUCUACACUAAGCAGUUCCCAUAUCCGGCGUACACCAGGGAUGACUUCAAGAAGGGUCUUUACCUCGCCCAAUCAAUCCAGAUGACCUUCUUUAUCGCCCUGAUCGUGCACGUGUCCUCGUCCGUUCGGCAGAAGAUCUGGAUGAAGGAGAGUGGCAACAUCAUGCUGAUGCGAUCGAUGGGUCUCAAGUCCACCUCCGACUCCAUCUCGUGGGCCAUCACCACGCUGAUCGAGCUGAGCAUCGUGUUUGUGCUAGGGCUAGCGAUCUUCUACAGUGGUGGCAUCCUUCUACAUUCCAGCCGGAUCUUCCUGUUCGCCUAUCAGCUGGUGUUUGGUCUCUGCCUGAUUGCCUUUUGCUACAUGUGCUCGAUGUUCUUCCAAUCGGCCAGCAUUGGAUCAGUUUCGACGGUGAUUCUAUUCCUGACCACAUUCCUGCCUUAUAUUAUAAUCAUAUCCCUCGGAGCGACACUUAGCUUCGUGUCCAAGUUCUUUGCGAGCUUGUCAUUUUCGACCGCCUUUUGCUACGCUUGGCGGCACAUCAUGCGACUGGAGCUGCAACAUCACAGCGCAAACUUUAUGUCUGCCUUUGCCGGCUCGAUCGAGGAGAAUGAUCUCAAGUUCGGGAUUCUGAUGAUGCUGCUCGAUGCAGUGAUCUACUUCUUGGUGGGACUGAUGUACGAAAAGCUGACACAUGAGGACACAACGUUCUACAAUGUUAACAGAACUAAACUGGACAAGAGUAUUGGAGCAGAACUGCUGAACGUAGAUGUGAUCUACGAAAACAACAAGAAAGCGCUGGAUAAUGUUUCGAUAACAUUUAAGCGGGAUGAAGUUACCUGUCUGCUGGGAAGAAACGGGGCUGGAAAAAGUACAAUUAUCAAACUUCUCACUGGUCAGAUCCUACCGGUGGUCGGGGACGUUCACCUUCCCCUGGACUACGAUCUGAUCUCCGGCUUGCGGAACAACGCCGAACGCAUCGGUCUCUGCUCGCAAAACGACAUCCUAAUCCCCAACCUUACCGCUAAGGAGCAUCUGCAGCUGUACGCGCGCAUCAAGCUGACCAAGGGCUUCGAAACCGAGGUGCAGCGCACGCUGGAUAACCUCAAAAUGGGCAAAUACAAGCACUACCGAGCGUCGGAGCUUUCCGGUGGGUUCAAGCGACGGCUUUGCAUUGCGAUCGCGUUUUUGGGAUCACCGAACUUGGUGAUCUUGGACGAGCCGUGCAGCAGCGUUGAUACCAAGGCACGCAAGUACAUAUGGGAGCUGAUCCAGACUCUGCGGAAAGAUCGAGCGGUCAUCCUGGCUACGCACCACUUGGACGAGGCGGAAUCGUUGAGCGACAAGGUGGUCGUGCUGGAGAAUGGUAAAGCAAUUCUAGAAGAAAGCCACGAGGAGUUGAAGAAUCGAUUCACAAACACGCUGUACAUCGACAUGACCUUGAAGAGUCUAACGGAAGGUGAUCGCUCUAGCAUAAUAUCUGAACUUAACAAAAAUUUAGAUCAGCAGACCAACCUGCGGUACGGUGUGUCCAAGCUACCGAAGAACAAGCUACAGUACAAGCUCACCUACACGGGAGCAAAUUCUCUGGAUAUUGACUUGCAAUCCCUGUUCGACCAGCUGAACCAAUUCCAGGACAAAAAGCUAAUCCUCAGCUACGACAUCAAGAACGAGAACCUGAUGAACAUCUUCAGCGUCGUUAACUCCAGCGAAAUCCCUCGAGAAGAGAUCGGAGAACCCGACAUCGUGUCCGCCAACGGGCACCACGACUCCAAGCCAACCAAAUAUACUCCGUCCACAUUCCAAAUCUUGUCCAGCUUGUUCAAGAAGCGAUUCCUGCACUUCCGUCGCAACUACCGUCUCCUCAUCUGUAUCCUCGUUCUGCCGGCGUUGUUCGAAAUCAUCGCCAUGUUCUUCAUGACCAUCCGACCACCGGGUGAGUACGACAAGAUCCUCGAAUUCUCGCCAGACUUGUAUCGAGGAGCAGCGGAAUUCUACACCCGACUUGGCAACGGCACGGACUUCCAGCGGGAGGCGACCUCGAGUAUUCUGGAUCGCUGUCCCGAAGCAGACUGUUACCUGUUCAACUCCUCGGAAGAGGCCUUCAAUUGGCUGCUACAAACCAACGAUCAAUUCAGCGAACGCCGGUACGGUGGGCUAACGUCACGCAAGGAGAAACACUUCAUCUGGUACAACAACAAAGGCUACCACUCGAUGCCGAUCUGGUUGAACAUGCUGGACUCUGCGUUGCUGAAGGCCGAGCUGGAGAACGGUAGCUACAGCAUUCGGACCAUCAACCAUCCGCUGAAGAUCGAGCAGGAUGAGUUGACGUUGUCUUCCAUCCUUCAACAGGUCGCCGAUGCCGGUAUUUCUCUGAUCCUGUUGCUGGCGUUCAGUUUGGUCGUGGCCGGCGCUUCCGUGUACAUUGUCAACGAACGAGUCAGGGGUGAAAAGCGGCAGCAGCGUUUGGCUGGCAUCAAGUUCAAGCACUAUUGGGGUGUCACGUACCUGUGGGAUGCCAUGAUCUUCCUCGUUGCGAUCGCCCUUGCCGUUAUAGUCUUCAAGAUAUUCGCAAUACCAGCCUACGUGGACAAGCAACAGCUUGGUGGAAUUGUUCUGCUCCUGUUGUUCUAUGGAUUUGCCUCGAUCCCAGCGAUUCACCUCUUCGAGAAGCUGUUUAACGAUGCCAGCUUCGCCAACAUGUCCCUUUUCUGUUUGAACGUUAUUACCGCUCUUGGAACGCUAACGAUCAUAAUAUUGUUUGAUAUUCUUGGUGAGUCCGAAACGUCAGAACAUGUCCGUAACUUGCUGAACCGCGUGUUCCUCAUCCUGCCACAACACGCCCUCGCCGACGGAUUGAUCGAGCUCUCCAAGAACUACAUCCAAGCGGAGAUCUUCAAGCGAUACUACAUCGAUACGUACAAAUCACCGAUGGACAUACUGGAACCCCAUAUUAUCGGGCUGGUCUUUAUGGGGGUGAUCUUCAUGAUUCUAAACUGUGUGGUGGAGAAGAAAAUCCUUCCAAAAUUCUUUCUAGAGGUCGAAGAGGGCGAAGCUCCAGUGUACGAGCUGAAAACCGUCCACUCGGAAGAGAUUAUGACGAACGGCAAUGGAAAGAAGAAGAUCAUAACAGCGGAUCAGAUUCUUUCUGUUGACCACCUGUCGAAACACUACCGACAAGGCGAGAACGUCGUAAGCGAUGUCUCGUUCAAAAUUCACUACGGCGAGUGCUUCGGAUUGCUGGGAACGAACGGCGCCGGAAAGUCUACGAUCUUCUCGAUACUGUCCGGAGAUCAGCUGCAAAGCAGCGGUAGCUACUGCUUCUUCACUACGGCUCAUCUUUCGUACUGUCCUCAAAGUAGCUUCCUAGAUCCGCUGCUAACCGUGGAAGAAGUGAUCGAAUUCUACGGCAAGCUGCGGAACGUGGAGAACAUCGAUAAGCUGGUCUUUGAAACUCUCCGGGAAUACCACCUGGAGCCGUACAAACGCAUUUUGGUGAAGAACCUUAGCGGUGGUAACCGUCGGAAGCUGUGCGUAGCGGUGUCCUGCUUCGGUAACACCGAUAUCGUUCUCAUGGACGAACCCACCAGCGACAUGGAUCCGGUGACGCGGGCCAUCGUCUACCGUACCAUCGAACGGCUAAACAGCCAAAACCGCUCGAUCCUGCUUACGUCACACAGCAUAUCCGAGAUCGACCACAUCUGCCAGCGGAUAGCGAUCCUGAAGGACGGACGUCUGCUUACGGUGGACACGCCCGAGAGUCUCACGCAGCGCUACGGUAACAACUACCUGAUCACCAUCUAUCUGGAGGAUAACCGCGAGGUGGAUCUGGUGCGGUCCAUCAAGCGUGAGUUCAACGUCAGCCAGGAGCUGGUCCAGAACAAAAACUCGCUCCAGUUUGUGGCCAAGGUGCAGCCGACGGAGCGAGCUGUGCAAGCGCAGCAAACCACCGGUGUGGAGAAGCUACACAAAAAGAGCCAGGUUACGAUCAACCUGAACAACAACACGAUCGAUUCCAGCCCGGCGUUGGCGAGUAGCAUUAGUGCCCUAGUCGUUAAGCUGCACCAGUUUGCUCAAACCAACCGGUUACGGUACACGGUGGCGCGGUGUCUGCUGGAUCAGGUAUUCGAAGACAUUCUCCACAACCACGAAGAGGAGCAUUCCAACGAAGCGUUCGUUGAAAACUCAGAGUGAACCCGUCCAACCCUCACGCACCGCACAAAACUUAGGGGCCAAUUACUUACUAGCAAACAGGUAUUUAGGAUAACAAAGAGGAAAUUGAAUAGUUUUACAAA
Molecule: messenger RNA, 7432 nt
Organism: Culex pipiens pallens (northern house mosquito)
Lineage: Eukaryota; Metazoa; Arthropoda; Insecta; Diptera; Culicidae
Gene: ldd
Product: ATP-binding cassette sub-family A member 7
Exons: 15
Coding region: 1338-7331 (1997 amino acids)
Biological process (GO): lipid transport; transmembrane transport
Cellular component (GO): intracellular membrane-bounded organelle; membrane
Molecular function (GO): ABC-type transporter activity; ATP hydrolysis activity; lipid carrier activity
Source: RefSeq, a predicted model, not a curated record